Molecule: messenger RNA, 1536 nt
Organism: Hordeum vulgare subsp. vulgare (domesticated barley)
Lineage: Eukaryota; Viridiplantae; Streptophyta; Magnoliopsida; Poales; Poaceae
Exons: 2
Coding region: 649-1227 (192 amino acids)
Source: RefSeq, a predicted model, not a curated record
GCUCCGGCUCGGGCUCCACACCUGGGAGCUCUAUGUCGCAAAAUCCCUCGUCUACAUGUACGCGACCUGCGCGCUCCCGGACCCCGCCAUUGGUGCCAACAGCGAGUGGUCUGAGCGGGUGGAGUUGACGGCGACCGCUGGGGUCAGUGCGAGGCUUGGAUGGGCUCCACCUUAGGCGCGCCGUGUGGCGGCAGACGCCGACCAACGGCGGCGGCGGCGGCGCCGUCGGAAACGAGCCCCGUGACUGCUCGACUUCUCCGUCGCGACACGCGGUACUCGCGGGUUCCGGCCGACGGCGAGCGGGAAUCCACCGCAGGAGGCUACGGCGUACGCGUUGGGCGGGAUAGCCGCCGGAGCAGAGGGAAAAGGAGUGGCGACAACCAACGGCGACGGCGAGCUCGGGGAUCCGUGGAGGCCGAUGUGGCUGUUAUUGCCUCGGCCUCUCAGGCGUUCCUCGGAGCUCGGCGGCCGGCGGGAACCUUCCAACGAAGGGACCGCGCCGUCGCCGGUCGUCGCCGGUCAGCAGCAGGGAACGGCAGCAGAGGUCACGCCCGCCCGCCGUACUCCGCAUGACGACAGGGAAGGGAAGCGCCAGUCCGCGCGGCGCGCGUGGGCCCCACAUCCUGGGACUCGUCGUGCGGAUGCCAGAUGGCACGGGCCUGGGCCGUUGGAUCUUGUCCAGCUGGCGAUCUGACGGCGGGGGACGCACACGCCGGGGCGAAGCGAAGGCAAGGACGCCGUUGGUGCUUUAUUUGCAGCUGCGCCUCUGCUCUGCUCUGCAAAACUCAACCGCCCUGCUCUGCUUUUGAUCCUCGGGAGCGAAGGAAGGAAGAAAAGUCAGACAUGGCUUCAGCGGGGAAAAUCAAGGGAGUCCAGGGUGCCGUGCAGACCGUCCGCACCAAAAAGAACAACGUUUUCAAGGAGUCGUUCCGCAGGACUAAUGCUAACUACUCAAGCAGGAAACCCACGUACGAGGAGAUGGUUCUAGAGCACUGCGCCGACCUCAACAAAACCAAGGAUGUGGAGCCGGUGGUCAUCAACGCCGGCGGCCAGCGAGGAGGCGACGACGUUGCCCUUGAUGUCAUGAACGCCGGCAGCCAGCAAGGAGGCGACGAUGUGGUCGUCCAUGCCGGAGAGGGAGCAGCGGUCAUCAACGCCAAUGGGGACGAGGCUGGGCCAGUCAUGGCCAACGUGAGGGCCGGCACAUGGUGGUGCCUGAUCCUCUGAGUGAGGUAUGGUUCGUCCAGGGGCGAAACUGGGGAACUCCUAGUCGGCGCCUUCAGCGCCGGCUAGUGGUUCUGGUGCCUGCAUGAUCUUCAGAAUUAAGGGCUGGAAAAUUGAAAAAGCAAUGCUGGAAAGUUUUUUUAGUGAAUUAGAAUGUGCUUGCUUGCAAGGCCUUAUUACUUGAAUGCUCGAAAACCCUGUUAAACAGAAUGAGAUUUCUUAAUUAUAACAAAUUUUCCAGCAUGAUUUGGAAACUGUUAUUAGGAGAACAGCAAACAUUCAGAAUUACAAUAUUAUGAAGAUUUGGAAAAA